UGGGAUAUGAAGUGAGUGGGUGGAAGGCCAUUCGUCACCACCCGAGCGCUUCAACAAUUGCAUUCGACAAACAGCGCCCUAUUUGUGUCUUUGCCUUUUGCGUUUGUUGCAUGGUUUCUCGAUGGACUGAUUGAACAGUGCCUGGUCACCGGCACUGGUUGGGAUGGGUGCAUUGCUUGGUUCCUCCGCCAACCAGGUUUUCGAUCGUUUUUAUGUCUUAUGUUGCUUCCCGUUGGAGGGUUUCCCAGCGGAUGGGUAGCCUACUCGCAAGGGGUGUGUUAUCUGGGUUGUUCAUGGAGCAGCGUUGGGACUGCGCGCUUCGCUUUUCUCACUUUCUCUACGGAUCAAGCGAGGGAUGGUCAGCGUUACGGUGCUUUUUGGUCAUCUUAUGGUAUGGUAUGUGUGUGUGUGUGUGUGUGUGCGUGUGCGAUUGUUUCCGACCGGUUAUAUUUAACGACCAUGAAGUCACGAAUUUCCUUGAUGAGAACAUUUUUCCUAUUAUAUUGUUGUGGCUUUUCUCCAUUCCUGCAUCUUAGAACCGUUGGUCCUAGGUUUUUGUGUUUCUGUUCUGACUGUAUGGGCAUUUAAAAAUUCCAUGGGCUAUUCAAGAACGAUUGAAGACA
Messenger RNA from Aspergillus neoniger CBS 115656, 623 nucleotides. RefSeq lists its product as uncharacterized. NCBI's taxonomy places the organism in Eukaryota, Fungi, Ascomycota, Eurotiomycetes, Eurotiales, Aspergillaceae. The transcript has a single exon. The coding region runs from base 220 to 588 and encodes 122 amino acids. The record is from RefSeq and is a predicted model, not a curated record.